CACUUGUGAUGCACUUACAGCAAUAAAAUCUCAAAAACAACACCAAAGAUGCAUCGUCUCAGAUACAUUGUCUCCUUCCUCAUCUGGAGAUACAGAAAAGGUCACAUCCCUUGUGAGAGCUCAAGCAUGAUGGAAGGAGAGGGGAAGAAGAGUGAAGAGAAGAAAGAUGAUGGAGGAGCAGCUCUACGACCGUCACAACAUGAAGAACAAAAGGCCAAGGUGGUAUUUUGUUCAUCUUCUUCGUCGUCGUCGUUGUCUCCUACGCUUGAGCUCAACCUCAUCGAGUCGCUGGUCUCAGUACCCUCGGAGCCACCACCGGCGGAGGCAACAACCGAGUUGGAGCCGCGGGUAUUCCCCUGCAACUACUGCAGGCGGAGGUUCUACAGCUCGCAGGCGCUCGGCGGGCACCAGAACGCGCACAAGCGCGAGCGCACCCUGGCAAAGCGUGGGAGCCACGGCGCAGGCUUUGGCGAAGCCAACUGCGGAUACGUACCGAGCAUGGCUUCGUUGCCGCUCCGAGGGACGUACGCCGGCAGGCCGCUCGGCAUACAGGCGCACUCGAUGGUCCACAAGCCGCACAAAGUGACGUCACCGCCGCUGGCCGCUGCGAUGUUCUACGGCCAACAUGGCUGGUCGAUUUCUCCGAUAAUUAGCCGUCGACCGGAGGUAGGACGCAUCUCCACGGAGGUCAUCCAUGCCACAACAAUACCUCCGCCGGUGCAGCUCAACGACCCCGCUGCCGCCGCCGCCGCCGCCGCUGCUGAAAUGAUUCAAGAGGUUGGUGGUAAUCAUCUGAACAGUAGGCGAGAGAAGUUGCCUAAGCUUGACUUGUCCCUCAAGCUCUAGCGCUGUUGUCUCUCUCUCUGCCUCUCUCUGGGAAUGGGAAUGCUCCUAAUUUUCAGUCGGCUUAUGCAAUCAAUCUUAUAGCUUUAAUUAGUCCCCUUCUUUUG
Messenger RNA from Musa acuminata subsp. malaccensis (wild Malaysian banana), 950 nucleotides. The record is from RefSeq and is a predicted model, not a curated record. Lineage: Eukaryota; Viridiplantae; Streptophyta; Magnoliopsida; Zingiberales; Musaceae.